AUGGGUGAAAUCGGUAUGAAUCUGCUCCUGCGGAGGAUAGCUGAACAAGCCCGCGAACAGAGCAUGAUACGCGAAGCAGCACUGGCGAACAAAUUUCGAAAGCUGCCCAAUCCAACGUCGCCCAGAAACGACAAACGGGUGCACAACCUGUCAUCAAAGGAGCUGACGAAGGAUCAGAUGCAGGUUUUACGGCACGAAGCUUCAUUUAACACGGCUGACGCCAAACCUGUUAACAUGAUUGCAGCAGUGGAAUCAAUCCUUUUUCAGACGGAGGCAACGGAGGAGACUAAGAACCUCAUCCGACACCAAGUGUCGUCUCUCCUGAUGGCCCACAGGCCGCGGGAAGUGCUUUCCAAGGUCGAACGUGAUGCGCUUAGAGAACUAAAGGCCGACAAAGACCUGGUCAUCGUGCCAGCGGACAAAGGACGCGCCACAGUUGUACUGGACAGGACAGGCUACCUUCAAACAGCCAAAGGUUUACUGGAGAACCGACAGUUCUAUGUCCCAUGUGCAACGAACCCUUUAAAGGCGCUGACACGCAAAAUUAAUGCUACGUUGUUGGCCUUGGAGAACUCAGGUGCAAUAAAACCGAUCGACAGACGCAUGGCGAGACCCAAAGAUACGGCUUUGGCCCGAUUCUAUGUCCUCCCUAAGGUGCACAAAGACGGCGCUCCUCUCCGACCCAUCGUGUCGCUCAAAGGGACUCCAACGUACGGACUGGCUAAGUGGCUGUUCCGGCGUCUCAAUUUCCUGACCACUGAGUCAGACACCACGGUCUCUUCGUCAGAGCAAUUCCUGGAGGAACUCAAAGGGGUAAGCAUCCAUCCAAAUGAGGUCACGAUAUCUUUUGAUAUUACAUCACUUUUUGCUUCUAUUCCCCAGGACCUGGCGAUCGAGACAAUUGAGCUGCUACUACAAAGCAAAUACGAUGAAACGGAGAACCAUCUUGGACACGCCCAGGUCCUUCAGCUCUUGAAGCUCUGUCUCAGGACGUACUUCACGUUCGACGGGACAAUCUACGAACAGGUGAAGGGCACACCAAUGGGUUCGCCGAUUUCGGGAUUCAUCGCCGAGGCGGUCCUACAACGGUUAAAGUCGCUGGUCUUCCAACACCACAGACCCAAAUUCUGGGCCCGGUAUGUGGAUGAUACCUUCGUCGUCAUCGAACGGGAUCAGGUGUUGACAUUCCAAGAACAUCUCAACGCCAUCUUCCCGGACAUUCAAUUUACGAUUGAGGAGGAAGAGAACAACCAGCUGGCCUUCCUGGAUGUCCUCGUAUGCCGCAAGGAUUGUGGUGGACUAAAGACCAAAGUGUUCAGGAAAGCGACAAAUACGAUGCAAGUACUGAACUUCAACAGUAACCACCCAAUCAGCCACAAACGCAGUUGUGUAAGGACGCUCUAUCGGCGUGUCGAAACGCACUGCAGUGAGCCGGAAGACAAAGUUGCUGAACUACAAUACCUCCGACGGGUCUUCAAAGCCAAUGGCUACCCGCGCAACUUCGUCGACCGGUGCAUAAGCAAAAGGGACGAAAGGCCUAACCGCACGGACACCAAGACUUGGCGGGCACUUCCGUAUGUCAAGAACGUUUCGGAAGCUGUCGGCCGCCUUCUCGCACCACUUGGGGUUGGAGUGGCACACAGACCGGAGGCAACCAUCAGACGUCUGAUCAUGAAACCGAAAGACCCACUGCCACGACUAGAAACGUCUGGAGUCGUUUAUCGGAUCUGGUGCAGUUGCGGACAAAGCAACUACGUCGGAGAAACCGGAAGACAGCUCCGAACGAGAAUGGCCGAACACGCAGAAAUGACGCCAGCUCUCAAGUUGCAGCUCAUUCGACGAGAUCCGGCCACACAUUUAAAUUCGAUGAGGCCGAAAUUCUCGCAAGAGGUGACAACCGAGUGA
This is a messenger RNA of Spirometra erinaceieuropaei, 1905 nucleotides long. NCBI's taxonomy places the organism in Eukaryota, Metazoa, Platyhelminthes, Cestoda, Diphyllobothriidea, Diphyllobothriidae. The record is from the annotation of a GenBank genome assembly.